CUGAGAAAGCGGGAGAAACAGGGAAGGGAAGGGAAGGGAAGGGCAGCACGGGGACCGAGGAGAGAUGGCGCCCUCGACUGACAGAGAGUUGGACAUACUUCUCUCGAAGCUGCGAAAGAUUCAGGCGGCGGUGGGAGGGUCAGACGAGGAGCGCGCGCUACGAAGGAAGAAGAGGAAGUCAAAGGAGGAUGACCGCUUCAACGCCGUGAAGUCGGCCAUAAUCAAGAGGCUCGGUGAUACCUGCGAUCUGCUGGCCAAGGAGCCGGCUAGCAAGGACCCCACGGCGGUCAUCCAGAAGAAGAACGCCGUCCAGUCCAACCUGCGGGCGUUGGAGGAGAACUGGAAGCAGCUGGACUCGGCAUACCAGGCGGAGAAGAGCAAACGGAGGAGCAAAAUAACGCGAGAGGAACUGGAGAACCAGCGCCAGCUGCUGGUGGACCUCCGACACGAGAUCGGAGAGCUCAAGAGCAUCCACCAGGCGGGGGUCGUGGGGGCCAAGGGAGGGGGCACGCGGGGGGGCUACGGGACGGCGAUGCCCGCGUCGGAGUUCUUCAAGCAAGAGGCACGAACAGGAGGUAUGACGGCCGUUGCGGAGGCGCCCCCGCCGGGGAAGCUCACCCCGGAGCAGCACGUCCGAAUCCAGCAGAUCCGCGACCGCAAGAAGGAGAUGGAGGACAAGUACCUCACGGUGGUGGAGGAGCACGUGGACAGACUUGGGGAGAUGGCCAAGAACAUACAGGAGGAGCUGCAGAUCCAGGACCGGAUGGUGGACGACCUGGGCAACCGGAUCGACACGGCCCAAGAGCACGUUGCGAACGUCAAUAAGCGGAUGAAGGAGGUCCUCAAGAACGUCCGCUCGGCAGACAAGUUCUGCAUGGACAUCAUGUGCAUUCUCCUGCUGCUUGGCAUGAUCGCCGUCCUCUACGCAGUGGUCAAGGAGACGUGAUGGUGAUGAUUUCGUCCUUCCUUUUCGGAGAUCCGGUGGCCGGUUCUCCGAGUUUCGGGGUUCUCCGAGUUUCGGGGUUCUCCGAGUUUCGGGGUAGAGAACGCAUCUACCAGCGGUUUCGUGGUUUGGGAUCGAUCGCCUCGGAAAGAAACAAGACAAAGCUCUCGUUAAGGUGCGCGGGCACUAAAAGAGUGGAACAACAGCGAGUUUGAAAUCACGUCACUACCCCGCACGUUCGUUUCGUGCGUGUGCGUAUGUUGGUGUUUAGACUUUUCAUUUGACGGCUGUUUUUAUUUAAUUUUUGUUCUUUCCGUUUCUCUUUCUCGCGCUUUUUGUUUGAUCUGAGGGACCCGUGCGUUCGGGAACAAGGAACGCGAGGGAAAAAUUAUGCUAAUUGUAGUACUAGGAUGCAUGCGUGCGUGCGUGGGGUUGAGUCGGAAGGUCUCGCGUGGGACGAGAGGAACAUGGUGGAGCAGUGUGCUACCGCUUGGUUGUUUGUUUGUUGUUUUUGUCGCUGCUGUUUGUUUUCGAAAAGGCUUGAUCACAGAAAUCAAGUCAACCCCGCCUCAGGGGACUCUGCGGUUAGGCGCCCGGCGCUCGAACGCCCCCCGUUGUUUUGGUGUCAUGGCACCGUUUUCGUUUUUCUAGGCCUUCGUCUUUGGUAACGGUGGGGGAUUUCCGGUGUGGUGCCGUUGUGUUGCCCCACUUUUGUUUCUUUUCGAGCUUCUUUGGUCAAGCUCUCCCUCCCGUCUCGAAAUGCGGCGUUCUCUUUCUCUCGUGUGCGCGUGUGGGUUUCCAUUUUGUGUCUCGUACAGCAUCCCCUUCCUCUCUGCCUGUCUCUCUUUCAAGUACACCGUUUGUUUUUGUUUUGCGCAAGUUAUGAUUCUUCUGUUUUCUCUCAGCUCAUGGCUCGGAGAAGGGAGGUAUGUGUGUGUACAAGGCAUCUCCUUCUCCUCGAUCUUACUCUAGUGGUUUAUAGGGAGAGGGGUCGAUCGAUGCAAGAAGACAGGGGGGUUUGCUCGUGCGCGUGUGCUAGUGGGCAUGUUGCCUCUGGGUUGAUGCAUUGUGGCCUCUUGAGGGAUUUUGCUGCUGAUCGACUGAUCUGGUUUGUUCGUUUGUAGCUCUAUGCCGGCGUAUCGUAUGGUUUCGUAUGCACAUGACCUACAACACAAAGGUGUACAGCAGAGAGAGAGAGAGAGAGAAUGCGAGCGUAGAGAUUAUCUGCAUAAUAUGGGGAGUUCGGCUCAGAAUAUGGGUGUCUCUCGUCGACCUUCCUGGGGCAUAAGCAGCUGGUACCGAAGAGAAGGCACACCGCCCCCUCUUUUGUGCGCAUUACUCGGCUGCUCUGUUGUACAUUUCCGUUGUGCCGUGUAUCAUGCACAUGUGUGCGGCGAAUUGGGACUCCGCUGUACUUGUAGGCAUCACCUGACAGAGAGGGAGAAGACCAAGACAAGACGCCGUCCAAACGAGGAUGAACGAUGUAAGCGCGUUUUCUUGAACGAAAACGCUAAUCGUCGCCUGUGGUUUUUUGUUCUUACAUGAAGUGCCUGUUGUGUUAAGUUCUUCGCGCCCGGCCUCGUUCCCCUUCUUCCCUGUAUUCUAGGAAGCACGUAAGCGGGCGUUGAUUUGUAACCCUUUCAUAGCGGUCGGUCGGAUUACUUUGUCAGGCGAUUGGGCGAGUGGGGGUUAGAAAACGUGGUGCUACACCCGUUCUUGCGUAAGCCGUCUGGCAAAGCUGUGGGGCGGGUGAAGGUGAGGGUGACCUUCGAUGUGUGGCAAUCGAUUAUCGUAAGAAUUCCCACCAUCGUUUUGUUUGUAAGCUGUCCUCCUUACUGUAACCCAGAUUCGUUUUUCUCUUACAUGUCGAAAGUAAUUGAUUAGACUUGUUGUCUCCUCGUCGUGUCAGCGUCUAUGUUCAAUUUUUAGAUCAGUCAAUGAGCUACGAUGGUUGGGAUUGUCCUUCCUGUAGGGGUCUCUGCCAGAACAGGCGACAUGGAUAGGGUCGGGUUUAGCAGAGGUCACCUCUGCACUUGGUUGGCACCGGCCCCGGCAACUACGAGCUGUGUCGCGACACUUCGUGACCGCAUGUAGCCGCCAGACUUGGCGCCGAUCUCUUCCAUGAAAAUGACACCGCGGUUAACCUGCGGCGUGCACAUCGGGAGCAUGACAACGUACUCAACAGUAGCCGCCACAUGAUGUACCUCCCCCGUUUAUGCCUAG
Messenger RNA from Ectocarpus sp. CCAP 1310/34, 3166 nucleotides. The record is from the annotation of a GenBank genome assembly. NCBI's taxonomy places the organism in Eukaryota, Phaeophyceae, Ectocarpales, Ectocarpaceae.